This is a messenger RNA of Alexandromys fortis (reed vole), 1421 nucleotides long. RefSeq names its product cell cycle regulator of NHEJ (gene Cyren). Gene Ontology annotation, cellular component: nucleus; cytoplasm. Lineage: Eukaryota; Metazoa; Chordata; Mammalia; Rodentia; Cricetidae. The coding region runs from base 455 to 925 and encodes 156 amino acids. The record is from RefSeq and is a predicted model, not a curated record. The transcript is spliced from 4 exons. Gene Ontology annotation, biological process: double-strand break repair via nonhomologous end joining; negative regulation of double-strand break repair via nonhomologous end joining.
ACCGGACCUCAUCCCCUUGCGGUCGGCAGGACCCGGCUGUCCGCUCGAUGGUUGAUGCACAGCUUUCUGCGACGUUGUGCACGUUAACUGUUAACUACGUCUGUUUCUGGUCUGUGAAAUGGACGUAAUGAUACAUGCACUGUCUGUCGCGUCUGAUGCAUUUCUGUAUAAGGUCACUGCAUGGUAUCACACUUAUCAACUCCUGUUCUGUGGCUGGACAGGCUAGGAUGGUGCCCUGCUAGGUUUUUUUGUUUUGCUUUGUUCUUCAUUUGUUUGUUUUAAUGAAGUUAUAAACAGUAAUUCUGAAUGACCCAAAAUUAUCAAGCGGUAUAUGUUGUAGGGGCGGGGGAAGGAGGCACUGGCUAAUGAAAUCUGUGAAUCAGAAGGCCUCCAGGUUCUAGUAACCAGAUCAUGACCAAGAGAAGCAAGUCACUGAGUGUGAAAAACUAUAGCCAUGGGAUCCCCCAAAUCUGAGAACAAAAAGAGAGUCCUUCCCUCAUGGAUGACAGCCCCUGAGGAUGAGCGGAGAGAGCUGUCAGCAAAGACACCCAAAAGGAAGAGGAGAGCGGCUGUGCAGGAGGGGGUAGCAACAAGGGCCCCUGCCACGAAGACUGUGUACUGCAUGAAUGAAGCUGAAAUGGUUGAUGUGGCCCUGGGGAUCCUGAUCGAGGGCCAAAAACAGGAAACGGCGUCUCUGGUGACCACUGAUAAACUGCAGCUCUCCCCUCCCUACUCGGCGUCUCCUCACACCAGUUCCCCCGGGAGCAGCAGCGAGGAAGAGGGCAGUGGGAGCAGCUCGCCUGCUCUAGACCUGAGCCCUUCCCAGGGGCCAGAAGCCACCGACUCACCCUGCAGCAGCAGCCCGAAGGACGAAAAGGAGGAGGAAGAUGUGUUAAAGUAUGUCAGGGAGAUAUUUUUCAGUUGAUGUGAACUGUUCAUUGGACUCUCUGCUGAGAGCGGAGGGGUCUGUUGAGAACUCAGGAUACUGCCUACCUCUGUCACCCUUGAAAACCAGGCCUUGCUCCAGCUUCCAGUCCCAGGAGGCUUUCAUGGGGGGAGGGCUUUUCUGAAUGGGGGGACAUAUUGCAGGAUGCACAAAUGCAUCCCAGUAGAGUCUCUAACUCAGAGGGUCUGGCUUCCCAGCCCUGGGUUUUAUUCAAGUACCAGCAAAAAUGAGGUCAGGGGCUCACUUGCUGGAAGCAAAUAAAGUUAUAGCUGCUGAGGACACCGGCAUUCCAGAUAAGCAGCCAGAGCUCACCCUAAGGAGGAGGCCUGCACACAGUCUCCUCAUGACACAGUCCAGCAACCGACUCCCCCCUCCAGCCUAAAAUCCUGGGAGCUGCCCACUGUUGCCUAAAAUCCUGGGAGCUGCCCACUGUUCCCCGCCAGACUAACAGCAGGGCGUUCUCCCAGACUGGUGA